Panicum virgatum (switchgrass) is the source of this 1377-nucleotide messenger RNA. RefSeq names its product atherin-like. Lineage: Eukaryota; Viridiplantae; Streptophyta; Magnoliopsida; Poales; Poaceae. Bases 181 to 972 code for a protein of 263 amino acids. The transcript has 2 exons. The record is from RefSeq and is a predicted model, not a curated record.
UUGGACGGGGCGCUCCUCCCGAAGCCCGUCAUCCCCCACCACCACCUCCGCACACCCCGACCCCUCGCUUCUCCCCUCUUCUGCCUCAACCCCCAAACACUAACAGCCCACCACCGUCCCCGACGAGGAGGCCGAGGGUGGCUUAAGUCCAAGAGAGCGCGUGAGGCCCAGCGGCGGACCAUGAAGACGCUGUGCCCCAAGCCCGGCAAGGGCGGCAAGAUCCACCCGUCGCCCGCCGAGGACCCCAUCGCGGCGGCGUUCCGCCUCCUCCCGGCCGCCACCCUCGUCCUCGUCGCCGGGCUGACCCCCGAGGACCAGCGGGUGCUGGCCCACCUGGUGACGCGCUCGUUCCUGGUGGGCUGGGACGCCGCCACGGCGCCGCCCUCGGAGCAGGCGUGCCGCGGCGGGCGGCGCCGGCGCGGCCACCCGCCGACCGUCGGGUGCCUGUGCUUCGAGUGCUACGGCAGCUUCUGGACGCGGUGGGGCUGCUCCCCGCAGCACGACCGCAUCCACGCCGCCCUGGAGGCCUUCGAGGAGCACCUCAACGCCGCCGAGUCCGCCGCCGCCGCCGCCCCUCCCUCCUCCAAGCGCCGCGACAAGGGCAAGCGCGGCAGAGCAGCUGCCGCCGCCGCCGCUCCACCCCCGCCGUCCCCUCCGCCGCAGCCGCCGAUUCGGAGCCGCCCCAAGUCGCCGGAGCCCCCGGCCGUGGCGGAGGUCGUCCCGGAGCCUGCGUCCCCGCCCCCUCCUCCCACGCUGCUCCCGGUUCCAGCGGCGUGUCCCUACGAGAACAAGGAGAAUGUCCCGGAAGUCCCUGCGGAGGCCACGGCGGAGGAAUGCGGCGGCGAGGUGGAGGCGGAGGCGGAGGCGGAGGCCGAUGAGGAGAGGAAGCGCGGGUGGGCGGACGUGAUGGGCGGGGUGCUGAACCUGCGCCGCUGGUGGAUUUGGAGCCCCGCCGUGGAGAGCGCCACCUAGAGGAAGCUGCCGCCCGAGGGCAUUCCUGUGGAUGCCGGGCGUUCUUUUGGGGAAAAACCGGGCUGCGUAAACAGCAGCAGAGCCAUAGAUAAAAGAAGCGCUGAUUGUAGUAUGGGGUAACAUUGCAACCAGCGAUGAUGCAACUGCAACUGAACGGGAUGAACAUCAUUUGGUGCUUGAUGAUGGUGUGAAUUCUGCUCGUCUUGCAUGGUAACUUCUUGCUGUGUUCAAAGCUUCCUUGCUCGCUUGCCUUCCUGUCCCUGAUCCUGCGUUCCUGCUGGAGGCGGGUUGCAGCCUCGCAGGAGAAGCCUCUUCCUUUUGUGAUGUAAUUUGGGCGGGUGGUUUUCUGAUGCUCGAUCAUGUGCAGUAGUAUUCUCUAGUCAAUGCAGUGUUCGAUUUCGACAU